Molecule: messenger RNA, 2999 nt
Organism: Nerophis ophidion (straightnose pipefish)
Lineage: Eukaryota; Metazoa; Chordata; Actinopteri; Syngnathiformes; Syngnathidae
Gene: syt14a
Product: synaptotagmin XIVa
Exons: 10
Coding region: 45-1760 (571 amino acids)
Source: RefSeq, a predicted model, not a curated record
AUAACCUAGUUGCACGGCGGUGGUAUGAUCCAAACACAAACAACAUGGCGGCUGAUGGUGGCGAGCGUAGCUGUGGAGUACAUGAGUUGAUCUGCGUGAGAAAAGUCUCUCCAGAGGUGCUGGGCUUUCUGACAGCCAUCGGAGUCUUCAUCACUCUCAUGACGCUCAUCUUCUGGUACCUCAACAACAAGUCCAUGCUGGAGAAAGCGGGAAGCCUUCGGUGCCUCGACGACUUCAGGAAGAACACAGACUUGCCAGAAAAUGUUUAUGCUGAUGAGGACCAGCAGGGCUCCUCGUCAGACAGCGAGGAUGAGCUGAUGGGUCAGUACCAGAAAGCCGUCAGUCGAGCCCAAGGUCUCAUGGGGUCCAAGGUGUGCGGGAAUGUCAAACACGCGGCAAGGUUCCGCUGGGAGAGUCGGCAGAAGUACAGCCCACUGACCGCCAAAUAUGACGGCUACUGCAGUGACGCCUCCGCGGAUGACGCCAACUGCAUCCAGAGGAUGAGGCGCACACCCCCCCUGGAUGAACUCCAACCGCCGCCCUACCAGGACGAGAACGGCUCCCCCCGCAUGUCCUGCACCCUCUCAGACCCGGGCGACGCCAAGUGUGAUCUCUCCCAGACCAGCGGCAGCCCCCACCUUUCCUUUCGCAAAUGCACCAGUGAGGGCAGCGACGGCCACGAGUCGGAGAGCUACCUGAACAAGGGCUACGAGGAGGACGUGCCCAGCGACAGCACGGCGGUCCUCAGUCCCGAGGAGAUGUCAGCCCGUGGUUCAGCAGCACAGCUCCUUAAAGGCUACGAACCAGACCCCCACGCCAAGUACGGCACCCUGGACGUGGUCUUUGACUACGAUCCGGAGGAGCAGCAGCUGGCCGUGACCGUCAUGGCGGCCACAGACCUCCCCGUCCUCAAGCACACCGGCAACAUCUCCUGGCAAGUCCACCUGGUGCUGCUGCCCGGCAAAAAGCAGAGGGCAAAGACGGGAAUUCAGAGAGGCCCGUGCCCUCUUUUCACAGAGACCUUCCGCUUCUGCCGCAUGGAGUCCGAGAUGGUCGGCAACUACGCCAUCAGAUUCCGCCUUUACAGCAUGCGGCGGAUGAAGAAGGAGAAAGUGCUGGGGGAGAAUGUCUUCUAUCUCACCAAGCUCAACCUUCAGGGGAAAAUGUCCGUGCCGGUGAUAUUAGACCCGUGCUGCACCUAUCAGGGUGCAGAGUCCCAGGUCAGUGUGUCAGACCUGACCUGCAGUGACUUGUCCUUCCCGUCAGUGAGUCAGACGUCCACACCUGAGAUCCUGGUGGGUCUGGUCUACAACGCCACCACAGGACGUCUCUCAGUGGAGGUCAUCAAGGGCAUCCACUUCAAGAACCUUGCUGCCAACAAGCCACCCAACGGCCUGUUCUGUUGCCUCAAACACUUAAUUGGUGGACAGGUUUAUAUAAUCCGAGACACCUAUGUCAAGCUGACCUUACUCAACUCCAUGGGCCAGGAGAUGUCCAGGUGCAAGACCUCCAUCUGCCGGGGCCAGCCCAACCCCACCUACAAGGAGACCUUCGUCUUCCAGGUGGCCCUCUUCCAGCUCUCCGACGUCACCCUCAUCCUGUCCGUCUACAACAAGCGCAGCAUGAAGCGCAAGGAGAUGAUCGGCUGGAUCUCCCUGGGCCUCAACAGCUCCGGGGAGGAAGAGCUCAGCCACUGGACUCUGAUGAAGGAGUCCAAAGGACAGCAGGUCUGCCGUUGGCACAGUCUCUUGGAGUCCUAGCGGCAGGACUGACUUCACACGUGGUCUCGGCAGGGUAAGGAAUGCAAUCCCUGGAAGUGGGGGGGUGGUGGAAGGAGCACAACCAGGUUCUUGGGUCUGGGUCACAACCAGGUUAUAGGGUACUGAGUCACAACCAGGUGCUUGGGUCUGGGUCACAACCAGGUUCUUGUGUCUGAGUCACAACCAGGUUAUUGUGUCUGGGUCACAACCAGGUUCUUGUGUAUGAGUCACAACCAGGUGCUUGGGUCUGGGUCACAACCAGGUUCUUGUGUCUGGGUCACAACCAGGUGCUUGUAUCUGGGUCACAACCAGAUUCUUGUGUCUGGGUCACAACCAGGUUCUUGUGUCUGAGUCACAGCCAGGUUCUUGUGUCUGGGUCACAACCAGGUUCUUGGGUCUGAGUCACAACCAGGUGCUUGUAUCUGGGUCACAACCAGGUUCUUGUGUAUGAGUCACAACCAGGUGCUUGGGUCCCGGUCACAACCAGGUUCUUGUGUCUGGGUCACAACCAGGUGCUUGUAUCUGGGUCACAACCAGGUUCUUGUAUAUGAGUCACAACCAGGUGCUUGGGUCCGAGUCACAACCAGGUUCUUGUGUCUGGGUCACAACCAGGUGCGUGUAUCUGGGUAACAACCAGAUUCUUGGGUCUGGGUCACAACCAGAUUCUUGGGUCUGGGUCACAACCAGAUUCUUGAGUCUGGGUCACAACCAGGUUCUUGUCUCUGGGUCACAACCAGAUUCUUGGGUCUGGGUCACAACCAGGUGCUUGUAUCUGGGUCACAACCAGAUUCUUGGGUCUGGGUCACAACCAGGUCCUUGUCACCGACAGUGAGGACUAGAAACUGUACAGAAGUCUCGGUGGUGCAUUUUCAGCCAUUUAAAAAGCACACUCUCUCAGAGUAACACCGUCCGGGUGGAAUGUAGGAAAAUACUGCACAGGAAUAUAAAAUAAUACAACAAAUUCAAGGUGAAAUAGUCCCAGACUGGUGUCAUGUUAUGUGGUGCACUAAGUGAGCCAGUCAUCCAGGUCAGGUCUACCGUGUUUUUCUGACUAAAUGCUAAGUGCCUGCUGAGAGGAGCCAUAGUGUCCACGUGUCACUGACUAGUUCUUUUAAUGCAGGGGUGUCUUUACUUUUGGGCUUGGGGGCCACAUUGGACUAAAAAUGUUGUGCCGGAGCCCAAAGCUGAUCUGCAUUCAGUAACAAUAUAUAUAUAUAUAUAUGCCAAAUACGAUAAGGG